Messenger RNA from Sorex araneus (European shrew), 1100 nucleotides. It is a transcript of the gene RGCC, whose product is annotated as regulator of cell cycle. The transcript has 5 exons. Gene Ontology annotation, cellular component: cytoplasm. Gene Ontology annotation, biological process: regulation of cell cycle. NCBI's taxonomy places the organism in Eukaryota, Metazoa, Chordata, Mammalia, Eulipotyphla, Soricidae. Gene Ontology annotation, molecular function: protein kinase activator activity; protein kinase binding. The record is from RefSeq and is a predicted model, not a curated record. Bases 329 to 727 code for a protein of 132 amino acids.
ACGAGGCCCCGCCCCGUCUACCCGUCCCGCCUCCGCCCGCGGCUAUAAGGACGAAGGCGCGCGAGUGGCUGGCGCUGGGCAAAGAACAGGCGAGCGCACCCCGCAGCCACUGCAGCCGGGAUCCCCGAAGCCAGCCGCCAGCAGACGCGCUCUCCGAGCCCGGGUGGACCCGGUGUCCCCGUGCGCCGCGGGUCAGACGCGCUCUCCGAGUCCGGGUGUUCUCGUGCGCGCGGGUCAGACGCGCUCUCCGAGCCCGGGACUCUGUCCCCCUGUGCGCGGGUGUCUGAGUGCAGCAGCUCCCAGGACGCGCAGCCGGCCGAGCCUCCCCAUGAAGCCACCAGCCGCGCAGGGCAGUCCGGCCACCCCAGCGGCCGCAGCCCCGCCCGCUGAGGACCUGACGGACGCGCUGUGCGAGUUUGACGCUGUGCUGGCUGACUUCGCGUCGCCCUUCCACGAGCGCCACUUCCACUACGAGGAGCACCUGGAGCGCAUGAAGCGGCGGAGCAGCGCCAGCGUCAGUGACAGCAGCGGCUUCAGCGACUCGGAGAGUGCUGAUUCGCUGUAUAGGAACAGCUUCAGCUUCAGUGAUGAAAAACUGAAUUCUCCAACGGACUCAACCCCAACCCGGCUCUCUCCCACUGUUCCUCCCCGGAAAGCCAAACUAGGAGACACAAAAGAGCUUGAAGACUUUAUUGCCGAUCUUGACAGAACAUUAGCAAAUAUGUGACACAGAAAGAAGAUGAAGGUCCACUGAUCCUAAGGGAGAAACUGCAGGAAGGUAUAAGGACAUGGGAAAACCAGCGACAGACUGUGCUAUGUGCGGAGGGAGUGCUCCCUGACCACUGGACCAUCCCAUCCCUGAAGCCUGUCUUUGGAUUCAUCUCUGGGCAAUUUAGACCAUGAUAUGGACUCUGUUUACUUGCUUACAGUGGAUUAGAAAAGACUCUAUGCUAAUAUAGUAUUUUCUCUUAAAACAUAGCUUUCCUGUAAUUUAAAAUGCUUUAAAGAACAUAUUUGUAAUUAAUUAUAUAUAGUUUGAAACUGUAAUAUGCUUUUCCCAUUAUAAUAUAUUUUUGUAUACAAAUAAAAUUUGAACUGGA